AUGGUAUUUAGUUUUGUGUUGUGAUUGUAAUGGAAGGAGUUAAAUGUUUAUGUGGUAAUGUUUUUGGUACGAAAUAAGAACAGUUGAUUGAGAACAUAAAAACAAAAUUUACUUAAGCAAAACUUAUAAAAUUAAGAAAAAUAGUUACAAUGAAGGAACCACAUUCUGAUCUAUGUUCAAACUACAUUAAAAUAUUUACGGUUGUUAGUUGUUACUGGAUUGUUUCAAUUACCACAGUGUUUGUAAAUAAAGCAUUACUGAGCAGCGACACUGUAGCAUUAGAAGCUCCUUUGUUUAUAACAUGGUUUCAAUGCAUUGUAUCUUUUACAAUAUGUUUCACUCUUAGUCAGACCAAUGGUAUUCCUGGAAUUUUUAAAUUUCCUAAAGGUUCACCAUGGAAUAUUGAAAUUGUUAAAAAGGUAAUCCCACUUUCUAUCAUGUUUACUUUAAUGAUAGCAAGUAAUAACUUAUGCUUGAAGUAUGUCGGAGUACCAUUUUACUAUGUCGGGAGAUCACUCACUACUGUAUUUAAUGUUGUGUUCAGUUGGUUACUUUUAAGGCAGACAACCUCGUUGAAAUGCAUGAUGUGCUGUGGAUUUAUUAUCUUUGGAUUUUACCUUGGUGUUGAUCAGGAGAGUUUGUUAGGUUCUUUCUCCUUGCUGGGAACUAUUUAUGGAGUUAUUGGUUCCCUUACAUUAUCACUCUAUUCAAUAUAUACUAAAAAAGUACUACCUAUUGUAAACCAAGAAGUGUGGCUGCUUUCAUUCUACAACAAUGCAUAUUCAAUCAUAUUAUUUUUGCCAUUAAUAGUGAUGAAUGGUGAAUUAAAUGUACUGUGGAAUUACAGGAACUUUGAUAGUACAUUUUUCUGGGUGCAAAUGUUAAUUGGAGGAUUAUGCGGAUUUGCAAUUGGGUUUUUUACUUCCUUACAAAUAAAGGUUACAUCACCGUUAACACAUAAUAUAUCUGGUACAGCCAAAGCAUGUGCCCAAACUGUGUUAGCAACACAAUGGUACAAUGAAAGUAAAAAUGUUCUCUGGUGGACAUCAAAUGUAAUUGUGCUGGCAAGUAGUGCAUUAUAUGCCAGGUUCAAACAAGUAGAAAUGGAAGAAAGAUCAAGGAAACCUCCUCUGGAAGAAGAAAAAAGUCUAGAAGCCUUAUUAACUAGAGUGGAUACAGGGAUAUCGAAAAAUCUCUAACAUGGACUUUUGAAUUUAUCUUUAAGUAACAUUCGAUUUUCUUAUAUUGUAGUCUUUAAACGACCACCAGUGAUGGAACCAAGUAAUUGUUCCCUAUCGUAAGGAAUUUUGGUAUUAGUCUUUUGGAUUAAUUUUUAUCGCUAUAAUUGCGUAAAAAAUUAAUAUUGUUAUAC
Molecule: messenger RNA, 1372 nt
Organism: Diatraea saccharalis (sugarcane borer)
Lineage: Eukaryota; Metazoa; Arthropoda; Insecta; Lepidoptera; Crambidae
Source: the annotation of a GenBank genome assembly